AUGUCACAGCGUCACGCCGAGGGCACUGGUGGCGCAGACCUUCAGCGUAAAUUGGACCUCCUUAACGGCACUCUGGACGCUGAGAGGGCGGAACAAGCGCGGAGACAGAUGCAGUACAUUGCGCAUUCUGGUUAUUCGGAAGACUCCGACUAUACGUCGGAUCUAAACUAUCCGGUGGGCCAGCAUGCGAACUGCAGCGCUUCUCAGUUUAGGAGUGCGGCGCACCAGAUGCACACGCCACAGAGGUCAUUGGAGGCAUCGAGGGAGAAUUCGUACGAGAGAGACGAGUAUCAUAUACAUGGUGACACCGAUCCACUUUACUACAAUAGCCAGCCGAGAACAAAUAGAAUAGAGACAUGGUCGCAGUUGCACGCACAAGCCAGCGUCGAGUCGGCUAUAUCAUGGCGAACGGCCGCUGAUUGGCAGUCUGGAGAAGAGCAACGGCGGCCGAGUCUGGAGCGUCAGAACACGUUGUACGAUGACAGCAUGGGUUUCGGGUACGACACAUACACCGCUACCACGCACAUUAGGGACCACUCACAUUUAUCGCAGCAGGCCAGCUAUGAAGAGUAUUACGACUCCAGUAGCUACCCGUAUCCGACGUAUGUGGACGACUCGCGGCAAUGGGACAGUGGGGGUCAGUACGGGGGGCUCUACGACUAUGGUCUCACCCCCACUGAGUACGAGAACAUCGUCAAUAAGCGCCGCUCUUCUGUGGUGCAGCUGCCUCAGGUGCCGACCAAGCAGUCGAUGAUGUCGUCUCGGUACUCGGACUACAAUGAGAUGGCGCCGUAUAGACCACGGCCGCGACGGACAGCGGCCAGUCUACCUGCGACGCCAUCAUCGACGCCGAAGCGCGGUCGCGUGCUGCCCGUGCCGCCGGGCAGCGACGCGAGCUCGGUGCGGUCGCGCGGGCGCCGCUUGCCUCGUCCCCCGCCGGCGCCCGCGCCUGUGCAGCCCGCGCUCCCCGCCGCCCCCGCGAGGCUACAGCCCGCGCCGCCCGCGCCUGCGCCAGCCGCGCUUGUACACACGCACGUGCCUUACGUACCCGAACCCGAAAAAGUAGUAACCAGUGUGAGUUAUGGUUACGACAGUUAUGGGUAUCAGUCUGAAUACCAGGACACUGCCACUGAACAGUUUCAGGAUAAUAAUUACACUACAAGUUAUGAUGAGGAUGGGAUGCAACCGUUCUUUGAUGAAACGCCACACGCUACACCGCCAGCCGCUGCUCAAAAAACGCCAUGGACUGAAACUGAAACGUCAACACAAUUUACUUACCCAGUAGCUAGUGAAGGGGAAUCAUUAUUGCCUAAAUCUGUGCCAUCGACAAUAUCUUCAUAUUUACCGCAACCGCCUGUAACAAGCCAACAAGAGAUUUACCAGGACCAAAAUUAUCAGCGAUACGAUUAUCAAUAUGAUAGCCAACAAUAUCAAUAUGAACAACAAGACCAAUAUCAUGAACAACAUCAGUAUCAGGAAAAAAAUGAUUAUCAAUACCAACAACAAUAUCAAGAUGAACAAACACAGCAUCAAAUAAGCCAACAGUACGAUCAAGAACAACAAUAUGAGGACGAACAGUAUCAGUAUCAGCAACAACAGAACCAACAAUAUCAGCAGCAACAGGAAUAUGAACAAGAACAGCAGUUAGAGUACCAACAACAGCAACAGUUUCAACAACAAAAAGAUUUGCAACAGCAACAACAGCAACAGCAGCAACAAUUGCAGCAUCAACAACAGCAACAACAACAGAAACAGCAACAACUUCUACAACAACAACAGCAGCAACAACAGCAAAAGCAACCAGCACAACAAUUACAAUCGAGUGUAUUAACCGGUGCCGCGACAUUAGGUUCAUUAAUGGCUGGUGGUGCUAAAAAAUUAGGUAGUUUCUUUGGUGCCGCGGCUGCUGCUGUAGCUGCCCCAUCGGUUCCCCAACCUCCACAACAGUCAAUAGCAGUAACAACAGCGCCCACGACGCAGUUCACUUCAUCCGUAGCUCCCGUCACGCCGUUCACAUCAACAAUUCCAGUCACAACGUCCGUCCCAGAAGUAUCGCCCGCGGUGCCAACGUCCACAGCGACGACUACUGUACCUACUUUACCAAGAACUCCAUCUCUUAAAAGACAGGAGUCAAUACAAAGACCUUCUGUGCGUCGAACACGGACGUUACCUGACGCACCAGAAGACUUAGCCCAGUCGAGUAUCGACGAAAGUGCCUACGAGGACGAGUACCAUAAGACUGAAUAUGAACAAACAAUAGAACGCGACAGGACUUCUCUGGAGAGGUAUCGUGAUGAAGAAUAUCCUCACGACCUUACCUAUGAAGAGGAGAUUGAAGAAAGGCGGAUGUCUGAAGCUCCCAGCAGUCCACGGAGUCCCAGUAUACAAAAAACUGCGUCUCCUACGAGAAGCUUAUCUCAGAUGAGAAAGCCCUCGGUGGAUAGUUAUCAUAGCCAAACGCCGUCAAUAAUUGACCGCAGAACGUCACAAAGUUCUUUUCAUCAUGAAGAAAAAGUUGCUGUUGUGACGACGCAAGAAGAAACGAUAACGGAAAAAUCCAAAGUAACGUUUCAAGACAGUCGGACGACAUACCACGAGGUACCAGAAGAGAACGAUAGGUUUCAAACGCAAGAAUCGUUUGACGAACACGUUGACGAGUAUCAGGACGAUACGUAUCGCGAAGACGAUACCUUUCACGAGCAAGAUGAGAAGUUCGACGAUCAAGAUCAGUUCCAGAGAGACGACCAGUACCAGGAGGACAGUGUGUUCCAGGAGCAGGAGAGGCACGAUGAGCAGGCGGAGUUCCAGCCUGAGCAGCCGAAGCUCACGCCAAAGCAGAGGUGGCACCGGGCGUACAACAAGAUCGUUAUGCAGUUGAACGGUACGAAAACAUUGCGCAAGCGAUGGCGGAAACGCGCGAGGCCGCGAUACCGACAUCCUGCGGGCGACCGUGGCCCUAUUGAUACCGCACCUAUCGACACUUUGUAUGCAAAUUCACCAGGUGACAACUCCGCGCAGUUGUAUCGCAGACGCGAGUGUGUUAUAGACAUGUUUCGAAGUAGAAAAGGUCAGGCCAUCAGCGAGGCUGAUGUCAGGCGCGAUCAGGCGUAUCAGAGUCGGUCGGUAAUGUCUGGAUCGCGGCUUCGAGUCCGUCGUGGGUCGAGUUUGACGGAUUUGGACAAGUUGCGAUGCAGCGGCGGCUCGAGCGGUGGCGGUUCUAUCGGGGAUCUGAUGAACAUGUUCAGCGGGAGUGCUACCUCGGUGGGGAGUGACACGCUAGUGGCGAGGACUGUCCCUCUAGAGACGGUGCGGCGGAAUAUCCCGCCGAUGACGACCCCGCCGUCGCGCCCGCCCUCCUCCCCGCUCAUCCACGUGUCCCGGCCUUUGGGGCCGUUAACCAUGGCCCAAAGAACUCUCAGAUUUAGUAGACUGUUAAAAUACCAGCCAUGUUCCGCGGAUGUUCUCAUUACUCUGGUGAGUUAUUGA
Messenger RNA from Manduca sexta (tobacco hornworm), 3486 nucleotides. Its product is annotated as mediator of RNA polymerase II transcription subunit 1.1-like. The coding region runs from base 1 to 3486 and encodes 1161 amino acids. The transcript has 14 exons. The record is from RefSeq and is a predicted model, not a curated record. NCBI's taxonomy places the organism in Eukaryota, Metazoa, Arthropoda, Insecta, Lepidoptera, Sphingidae.